Messenger RNA from Astrephomene gubernaculifera, 5960 nucleotides. The record is from the annotation of a GenBank genome assembly. Lineage: Eukaryota; Viridiplantae; Chlorophyta; Chlorophyceae; Chlamydomonadales; Astrephomenaceae.
CUGGACACUUUGAGCGAGCAUCUAUGCGUUCCACAACUUUAGUAUACAAGGCCAGGAGACAGUAGGCAUGAACCUGCACUAACUUGGCAGGCAAAACCUGCAUUAACCUGAUCAAUUGCGCUGUGACCUAAGACACUAUGGCGAGUAACAUUUUUAAGGAGCUUGAGAAGGGUAGCCUUCCAGGUUUAAAGCGCUGCAUCUCCCUCUUCCCCUCAUCAGUUCAUACAAAAAACUCGGCGGGCUCCACUCCCCUCCAUAUUGCCGCCGCCUUGGGGCUAUCGGUCUUCGUAAAGGAGCUGCUGGUUCAUGGCGCCUCACAUGAUGCACCUGACGGUCAGGGGAAUCUUCCCUUGCACCUUGCGGCAGAGCAGGGCUCUGUUGACAGCGUGGCCGAGCUGCUCACCGGCCCAGGCCGCAAGCUGGUCAUGAAAGCAAAAAAUAGGGAUGGCCAGACGCCGCUGCACCUGGCAGUGCGGAAUGGACACUUGGCUGCGGCGGCGAAGCUGCUGGAUGCCGGUGCACGAACGGACGCAAAGGAUAAGGCGGGCAACACCCCACUGGACCUGGCUCCCCAGGACGAUGAGGACAUGCUCCAGCUCCUGCUGACAACCCACCCGAGCAGCACCGCCGCUUCCAACCUCGCCCCCAGCAACAGCUUCACGUUGGGCAGCUCAUCCGGCGGCGCAGGCAUGCGCACCAGCACUGACAACAUGCCGCCCGCCGAUUACCGCCCGUCAUCCGCUUCCAAGACGCCCAACGGCUCGUCUGGCGGCUCACUCACCAGUCGCGGUAACCCCCUCAUCACGCCGCCGGCUUCCGCUCGAGGCGGCGUUGGCUCGGGUUCCGGAGCUCCCAACAGCGCUCGCAUGCCGCCGAUGCCCUCUUCCGGCGCUGGCUCUAUGAGCAGUCGCCUUCCCCGCAGCAUGAGCAGCGUGGGGCCGUCAGGCACGCCAACGACUUCCACGAUGUCGGCUGGAGGCGCGGGCCCGGGUGUGUCGCCGCCGCCUCGCAGUUAUAACAGCGUGCCGGCUGCGGUCUCUCCCGGUGUGAGCACUCCCGGUCCGGUGCCGGUGGUGAUGACUCCCAGCGGCAUGCCGCUCACAGGCACGACGGUCAGUGUGCAGCUUCAGAAGCACGAGGUAGCCAUCCAGGCGCUCCAAUCAGACAUGCGGGCUGCCACGGAGCGCCUGGGUACGGUGGAUGCUGUUGCGAGUGCGCAGCUGGAGUGCGCUGCCCAGGUUGAGAAGGCGCUGUCCGCGUGCGGCAGCCACGGCAGGUCGCUGUCAGACCUGGAGGCGCGCAUGUCGUUUCAGGAGGAGCGGAACAGAGAUGCGCGGGGUCGCGUGGAGAGGCUGGAGGAGGGAGAGCGCGUGCUGCAGGAUUCCGUGUCUCGUCUGUCAGCGGACACCCGGGGCCUCUCCUCGCAGCUGCGGGAGCUGUCGGAGCAGGUGGCGUCGGGCGGCGGCGGAGGAGCACCGGGUUCGGCGCGCGGGGCCAGCGUGGAUGCCGCUAGCAGUCAGCUACAGCGGCAGCUCCAGUCCGAGGUGGCGGCACUGCGGUCGCAGGUGGAGCAGCUCUCGCCCGCACUGGUGGUCGCCACCGCUGCCAGUGCGGAGGCAAGAGCGCUGGCCGCCCGGUUCGAUGCGGUGCAGCAGCAGGUGGCGGCACAGCAGCAGCAGCAGCACACGGGGGGAGGCGUGGUGGUUGAGCAGCAGGUGCUGCAGCUGCAGGCGCAGGUCCAGCUGCUUCAGCUCCCAGUGGCCACCCUCACCCAGCAGUGCGCCGAUCUGUCCUCCCGACUGUCGGGUCUCAUGGAGUGGCAGCAGCACGCGCGUGCGGAAAUGGCUCGGCUGGCGGAGGCCGCGGCAGCUGCUGCCGGCGGGAAUCCGGCGGGCAGCGGUGCGGGUGGUGUGCUAGGGGGCGGCGAGCUAUCUGAAACCAUGAUUGGUGUGCUUGAGACCACCACCCGAACCAUGGCCGAACUACGACAGCAACAGGAAACCAUGGCCAAGCAGAUUGCUGCACUCCAACAACAGCAGCAACAGCAACAACAGCUUGGAGGCGCGCUGGCGUCCCCGAUGCCAUCCGGCCCCCCGCCCCUUCCGGUCACCCCCAACGGUCCGAACCAGCGUCUGGGCAGCUUGGGUGGCGAGGGAGCGCUAAGCAACCCGCCCUCCCGCAAUCUCGGCAGUGUGCAGAGCCUGGGAACAAUGGCUAGGGAGGCGACUGUACAAGCAGAGCUGCGAGCUGAGGUAGAGGCACUCAAGUCGCAACUCGCGGACGUGCGGAAGGAGGUGGCCAGCGAGGGCGGCAGCCUGCGUCGCGAGUGGCAGCGCGCCUUCAGUGACAUGCAGUCCCGCUACGGCGAGCAAGCGAACGAGCUGAGAGCGCGGGAGCAGAACAUUGCAAAGCUCAGGGAGGCGGCGCUGGUGGAGGAGGCCGAGCGGCGCGCCGCGAUUGGCUUCGAAGACAAGGUCGCAACUCGGCUUGGCAAGUUGGAGACCGGCAUUGAAUACCUCACGCACCGAAUGGAGGUACUCGAAGAGCAGAUGGGCGGCAUGGCCGCCUCCUUCGUCACUGUCAACAGCCCUUCCGGGGCCAUGUCGCCCCCCCGCGCCGUCCCCGCCGCCGCAGCAGCAGCAGCCACGACAACAUCAGCGGCAGCAGCAGCAACGGCGGCGGCGGCGGCAGCACCCGAUCAGGGGCUCGUCUGGCAUCCCAGCCCGCAAACCGCCACACCAGGCACCUCCGGGCCGGGGCCUGUUUCUGAGAACCUUAGCCACUUCUCGCCUGCAGACACACAGCUCACGGCGGCUGUUGUCAACGCCGCAGCAUCCUCACUUGUGGCUGCAGCAGGCACCACCAUGCAGUCCAUUAAGCACACUGCUGGGAACUGUACGACGUUGCUGGCGCCGAGCGUACCUGUUGUGGCAGCCGGUGGCAACAUUGUAUGUGGUCGUGCGUCCGGUGAGACGUACCCUGUUACUGCAGCUGCCCCCAGGCAAGUCGCAUCGCAGCACCUAGCAGCUACCCAGGAUGAGUGGUGGCGAGCAGCCGAUGCUGCUCCUGAAAUGUCGCCAUCGCGACCCACGGGUCAUCUGCCGGCCCCAGAAGCCGUACCAAGCCCGUCGCAGCCAACACCCCGAGCAACCGGAGCCCUGGCUUCUCCCAACACCGCUGCUGCGCUCAUGUCUGGUGCUGCCCUGCCCGCAUCUGCAAGGGGUAGCCCCAUGCCUGGUACGAGCUUGCCGGUCCCGGGUGGCUGGGAGCUCUCCAACCCCGCCUCUCCGCGUCAGCAGCUGCUGAGAGAGCUCAUGCCCACUCCCUGGGAGCAGCAACCCCUUGGCAGCAGCACCACCACCGCCGAGCCCCACGCACCCACCACAACCACCACCAGCCCUGGCCCAUCUGGCCCUCCUGGCAUGAUGCAUGCGCAGAACUGGCAGUCCCCUGUGUCCUCACAAGCGGCCCACGCUCCUGCAAACGCCAAUGCAAUGUCACCGGGAGCAGUGAGCCUGGUAGCAGCAGCCGCAGCAGCCACGGCGGCUACGUUGACUCCACACCGGGGAUCUCCCUUGCACCAGCCGGGCGCUGGCGGCACCACGAACAACACGCUGCUUUCGGGUGCCCCGCGGGACUUGCUGGCGCCCAGUAUGGACGUACAGCGGUUGGCGGCUGCGAUGGCGGUAGAACAGCAGCAACAGCAGUCGCCAUUGUUGCUCCAGCAGCAGCAACAGCAGCAGCAACAGCAGCAGCAAGGAUACCCGCAGCAAGAGCAGCAGCAGCAUGGACACCACCGUGUAUCCUACUUGGGGCAGCAGGAAACGCUGGCAACGCAGUCCUACCAAACCCACCAUCAACAACAGCAGCAGCAGCAGGUGCUGCAGCCGCAGCUUGGGCUAAACAGCAGCGCUGUGGGGACGGUGGUGCAGCAGCAGCAACAACAGAACCUGGUCUCCAGCUUGGCGGCUCCUGGUGGUCAGGCCACUGGUACGGCAUCCGCUAGGAACAACACGGUUGCUGCUCAUGAGACCUCUGCCGGGCGCAAGAAGAGCAAGACCAAGGAGCCGCCAAUGUGCGUUUAUUGCUCGGUGCAGUAGUGUGAGGGGGGCAUGACGCGGAUCUUGUAAAUGUGCCCGCCCCUAACGUGCUCAUGUUAUUAUUGCGAUUGAGUUGUACCAGGCUUUGCGUGCACGUGAGCGCCCUGCGAUAACAGUGUUUUCCUGUCCCGGUGCUGGUCAUAACAGCUCGCAGAGGGUGCAUAUAACGUAUACCCUUCGCCGUUGCAAGGGGUUGUACCUUCACUGCCUAAACGUUAUGCGGGUUUUCGCGAGAGGGGGGGAUAAUUGUAAGGCGACUGGGCGGGGACAACGGUGGCAAGGCAAGGCUCGUGUCAGGAACAGUGUUCGGCGAGGCGAGAGUAAUUGCGGCAGUUGGGAGCGAAAUGGAGAGCCAGUGGUAGGAGUUCAUGGGAGGGCCGACACCCUUGGCAGUACUGGGCUGGGUUGUCCUAAUCGCUUUCCUUUUGGCGUUUUGGGUUGGAAUGCUGGUUGCUUGAGGCGCUCGUGUCCGUGGUUGCAGGAUGACGCCCCUGGCCUAGCAACGCUGUAGACUAGGGACAGAGAGCUCAGUUGUUUUUCCGUGUGGGGGCGUGUCGGGAUUCCGUGCGUGAUUGUCGUCGUGAUAGCAGGGCGUCGCUUUCCGCUUCUUAGUUCUUAUGCAUGGUAGGCGGGUUACAUUGGCUGGUGUGCGCCAAAUUCUCCGAUUUCAUACGCACCGCUUGCGGGUAGUAAGGGAAUUAGACGACCGUAUCCAUGUGGUUUGUCGACCAAACGUUGUCUAGGGCUAUGGUCUGCCGUUAGUAACGGCAUUAUAGUCUUGCCGUGCAUGUUGCUUGUUGACGCCCGUGUCCGUGUCAGUUCAGUUGAUGUGCUGUCGGUCUUGGUUCGUGCACGUUUGAGACGACAUUGCGCCUUCGUACGUGCUUGCCUGCGACAUGAGGGGUGUGCGAGUCAUAGCCCAUAGCUUCGGCUACUCAUUAUACCACCUCAUUGUAAACUGGGAUAACAUCUACUCUGUCUAUAAUUGCAUCGCUUCACGUUUUGCCGUCUCUGGAUGAGGAUGGUUGACGACCAAAGUGUCGCAGUCAGUGCAUCUUCGCUGUCUGUGGAUAUUCUGGCAACCAUAUUCGGCCAUCUUAGCUCACAUGCGCGGCGCGUUAUUGUCCCUUUGGUCUGUAAGGAAUGGAAUCGCGCCGUGUCGCCUCGGACUGGGACGUUGGCCCUUUGGGAGAAUGUCGAGAUCCAACACGACUCUAGUCUGGAGCGCAAUGCAGAUGUCCUCGUCGCUAGCAGCGAUUCGGUUGCCCAACCACAGCAGCAGCAGGUUCGGUCCAUCCGUCAAUGGCUAUGGGAACGCCGCAACAGGAUGACAGCGAUGGAUGUAGACCUAUACGGCUCCGUCGAGCUAAGCAACACGAAGCCUGCUUUCGUUCUAGCGUCUUGGGCUCAUGCCUUCGGUCAUGCUCUCCCUGCGCUAGGACCGACAGCCAAGCUCAACCGGCUUACACUUCAUGGCCCUGGCGUCAUUCCAUCCAACACUGCCGGGCCCCAUCCAGGACUCUCCUCCUUCCACAACGCAGCAGCUGAAGCAGCCGGCAUCGUGCUGUUAGGCACCUUCUCACUUCCCUCCUUGGAAUCCCUUCACGUGUACGACAUUCCAUGGGCAGCCUCAUUGCACCUUGCAACCAAACCACCCGCUGCAAUUGCCACAGCCAUGGCCUCCGCCGUCGCCGCCGCCGCCGCUGGCUUCGGAUUCCCGCCGUCGCCUCCGCCAACAGCCUGUCCCAGCUCGCAUCACCUCAACCUGGCUAACCUCCGAGAGCUUGUCAUUAACCGCUGCUUCUUCUUCCGCGCCGCCGCUGCCGCCGGCGCUAACGCUGACGCUGAUGCCGAGGAGGG